AUGGCUGACCACUUUGCCGAGAGAGAGAGAGAGAGAGAGAGAGCCUUCCUGGCAGUGCUGUUCUUGGACCAACGUGAGAGGGCAUUGGAAGAGGUGCCAAGUGAUGCCUGGUCUGGAGAAGAAAGGCCUCUGAUUGCCAAACCUGACGUGAUAUCCUGGCUGGAAGAGGAGGAAGACCUGUUUCUCCUGGUCUCUGAUGAAGAGGAUGGACUGGCAGGCAACAGCAGAAAGACACCCCAGAUGCUUUCUCCACCAUCUCCUCUGUGUGGUGAAGGGAGACGAGCUGCCAUUCAGCCAACUCAGGGUGGUGUGUCCUUUGAGGAGGUGGUUGUGCACUUCACCCAGGCGGAGUGGGCCCUGCUGCUCCCAGCCCAGAGAGCUGUGUACAAGGAGGUCCUGCUGGAAAAUUUCAGGAACGUUGCCUCUCUAGGUGGAGUGUGGGAGACAGCAAAAGAAACAUCUGAGCAUCCAGUCAUGGAGAAAGUAGAUAUAGGCCUCACUGUCCAUCAAAGAAUUCACAUGGGGGAGAAGCCAUAUAAAUGCCUAGAAUGUGGGGAAAGUUUCAGUGAUCGUGGAAGACUUACUUCUCAUAAAAAAUGUCACACAGGAAAGAAACCUUGUAAAUGCCUGGAGUGUGGAAAAUGUUUCAGUCAGAGUGGACACCUUAAUAUCCACCAAAGAAUUCACACAGGGGAGAAACCAUAUAAAUGCCUGGCGUGUGAAAAAAGCUUCACUCAGAGAUCAUAUCUUACUAUCCAUCACAGAAUUCACACAGGUGAGAAACCAUAUAAAUGUUUGGAGUGUGGAAAAAGCUUCAGUUGUAAUGGAAGCCUUACUUCUCAUAAAAGAAUUCACACAGGUGAUAAACCACAUAAAUGCCUGGCGUGUGAAAAAAGCUUCACUCAGAGAUCACAUCUUACUAUCCAUCACAGAAUUCACACAGGGGAGAAACCAUAUAAAUGUUUGGAGUGUGGAAAAAGCUUCAGUUAUAAUGGAAGCCUUACUUCUCAUAAAAGAAUUCACACAGGUGAUAAACCACAUAAAUGCCUGGAGUGUGGAAAAAGCUUCAGUCACAGUCACGGUUUGUCUUCCCAUCAAAGAAUUCACACUGGGGAGAAACCAUAUAAAUGCCUGGAGUGUGGCAGAAGGUUCAGGAACAGUGGAAACCUUACUUCUCAUAAAAGAAUUCACACAGAGGACAAACCAUAUAUAUGCGUGGAGUGUGGAAAAAGCUACAGAGAUAAUGGGAGCCUUACUUUCCAUCAGAGAAUUCACACAGGGGAGAAACCAUAUAAAUGCCUAGAAUGUGGGGAAAGCUUUAGUCGGACAGACAGGCUAACUGUCCAUCAAAGAAUUCACACAGGAAAGAAACCACAUAAAUGCCUGGAGUGUGGAAGCAGCUUCAAUAGCUGUUGGCACCUUACUGUCCAUCAAAGAAUUCACACAGGGGAGAAACCAUAUAUAUGCUGGGAGUGUGGAAAAGGCUUCAGAGAUAAUGGAAGCCUUACUUCUCAUAAAAGAAUUCACACAGGGGAAAAACCAUAUAAAUGCCUGGAUUGUGGGAAAAGCUUUAGUCAGGGUUCACACCUUACUGUCCAUCAAAGAAUUCACACAGGGGAAAAACCAUAUAAAUGCCUGGAGUGUGGGAAAAGCUUCACGCAAAGUGGACACCUUACUGUCCAUCAACGCAUUCACACAGGGGAGAAACCAUAUAAAUGCUUGGAGUGUGGAAAAAGCUUCAGUUAUAAUGGAAGCCUUACUUCUCAUAAAAAAAUUCACACAGGUGAUAAACCGCAUAAAUGCCUGGAGUGUAGAAAAAGCUUCAGUCACAGACACGGCUUGACUUCCCAUCAAAGAAUUCACACAGGCGAGAAACCAUAUAAAUGCCUGGAGUGUGGCAGAAAGGCUGUCGCUUGA
Euleptes europaea (tarantolino) is the source of this 1917-nucleotide messenger RNA. Its product is annotated as zinc finger protein 345-like. The coding region runs from base 1 to 1917 and encodes 638 amino acids. Gene Ontology annotation, biological process: regulation of immune system process; negative regulation of transcription by RNA polymerase II; regulation of cytokine production. The transcript has 9 exons. Lineage: Eukaryota; Metazoa; Chordata; Lepidosauria; Squamata; Sphaerodactylidae. The record is from RefSeq and is a predicted model, not a curated record.